GGCGCCGUGGGGCCGGGCGCAGUGCGCGGCCGGGAGGAGCCGCGGGCGGCGCCGCUCGCUCGGUGCCCGGUGCGCGGUGCGCGGAGCCCGGUGCGCGGAGCGCGGCCCGCCAUGAACAGCAUCAAGAGCGUCCCGGCGCGGGUGCUGAGCCGCCGAGCGGGGCACAGCCUGGAGGCGGAGCGGGAGCAGUUCGACAAGAACCAGGCCAUCAGCAUCAGCAAGGCCAUAAAUACGCAAGAGGCACCGGUGAAGGAGAAACAUGUGCGCCGGAUCAUCCUGGGGACGCACCAUGAGAAGGGGGCCUUCACCUUCUGGUCCUAUGCCAUCGGGCUGCCCCUGCCCAGCAGCUCCAUCCUCAGCUGGAAGUUCUGCCACGUCCUGCACAAAGUCCUGCGCGAUGGCCACCCCAACGUCCUCCAGGACUGCCAGCGGUACCGCAGCAACAUCCGCGAGGUGGGAGACCUGUGGGGCCAUUUGCACGACCGCUACGGGCAGCUGGUGAGCAUCUACACGCGGCUCCUCCUCACCAAGAUCUCCUUCCACGCCAAGCACCACGAGUUCCCCCCGGGCCUCGAAGUGUCGGAUGAGGUGCUGGAAAAGACGGCGGGGACGGAUGUGAAUAACAUCUUCCAGCUGACGGUGGAGCUGUUUGACUACCUGGACUGCGAGCUGAAGCUGUCAGAGUCAGUUUUCCGGCAGCUCAACACCUCCAUGGCGCUCUCGCAGAUGUCGGCGGUGCAGUGCCGCCUGGCCCCCCUCAUCCAGGUGAUCCAGGACUGCAGCCACCUCUACCACUACGCCGUCAAGCUCAUGUUCAAGCUGCACUCCUGUCUGCCAGCUGACACGCUGCAGGGCCACCGUGACCGCUUCCACGAGCAGUUUCGCAGCCUCAAAAGCUUCUUUAAGAAAGCCUCCGACAUGCUGUAUUUCAAGCGGCUCAUCCAGAUCCCCCGGCUGCCAGAGAGCCCCCCAAAUUUCUUGCGGGCGUCCGCACUGGCAGAGCACGUGAAGCCGGUGGUCGUCAUCCCCGAGGAAGCCCCCGAGGACGAGGAGCCGGAGAACCUCAUCGAGAUCAGCACAGCUUCCACCACAGAGCCCCAGAUCACCUCGGAUAUAUUUCAGCAAACCUUCGGGCCACCCAACGGCAUUCGGGAUGACAGGGACGCGCAGAUCGAGAGCCUGAAGAAGGAAGUGGACACGCUCCGCGCGGAGAUGGAGAAGAUUAAGCUGGAGGCGCAGCGGUACAUCACGCAGCUCAAGGCGCAGGUAAACAGCCUGGAGGGCGAGGUGGAGGAGCAGCGCAAGCAGAAACAGAAGGCGCUGGUGGACAACGAGCAGCUCCGGGACGAGCUGGAGAGGCUGCAGCAGGUGAAGCAGGACAGCGACCGGUCCCUGCGGCUCUGCGCCGAGGCAGAAAAGAAAGCCAACGCCACCGAGAUUCGCUACACGAAGCUGAAGGAGAAGCACAGCGAGCUCAUCAACACCCACGCCGAGCUCCUGAGGAAGAACGCUGACACGGCCAAGCAGCUGACGGUGACGCAGCAGAGCCAGGAGGAGGUGGCGCGAGUCAAGGAGCAGCUGGAGUUUCAGGUUGAGCAGGUCAAGCGGGAAGCAGAGAUGAAGCUAGAGGACCAGAGCGUGCAGAUGGAGCAGCUGCGGCGGGAGCUGGACGCCAGGCGGGACGAGCUGGACCAGGCGCAGUGCUCGCUCAGCCACGCCAAGCAGGCAGGCACGGAGCUCAGCGCCCAGGUGGAGACCCUGCAGGCUGAGAAGGAGCAGCUGAGGCGCUCAGUGAGCGAGAAGGAGCGCGAGCUGCUCUCCACUCGCAGCCUUGUCCAGGAGAAGGAGCUGCAGCUGAGCCAGGAGGCCGACAAGGCCAGCAGGGAGAUCUGCGAGCUGCAGGGCAAGCUCCUGGAGAAGAGCAACCAGGAGCAGAGCCUGCAGCAGAAGCUGCUGGACGAGCAGUUCGGCAUCCUGCAGGAGGCGGUGCGGGAGGCCGAGGGCAUCCUCCGCGACGCGGUGGCCAAGCUGGAUGACCCGCUGCAUGUCCGCUGCACCAGCUCCCCAGAUUACCUGCUCAGCCGUGCAGAGGCGGCGCUGGAGUCCACGGAUGCUCUGGAGAGCGGGCACGCGCAGUACGUGGCCUCCAUGGCAGAUGCUGCAGCACUGGUGGGGGCUCUGGCUCUCUUCACACACCUAACAGCUGACACCAUCGUGAACGGCAGUGCCACGUCCCACCUGGCUCCCACCGACCACGCUGACCGGCUGACGGAGACGUGCCGGGACUGCGGGCAGCGGAGCCUGGACUACCUGGGCGAGCUGAAGGACAAGCAGACGCUGGGGCGUGCUGAGCUGGGGGACGUGCGGCGGGCGCUGCGAGGUGUCCUGGGGCUGGCCCAGGAGCUGAGACCGAAAAGCUUGGACAUCAAGCAGGAAGAGCUAGGGGACAUGGUUGAGAAGGAGAUGGCCUCCACCUCUGCGGCAAUUGAAGACGCUGUCAGGCGGAUAGAGGAGAUGAUGAGCCGGGCCAGGAACGAAAGCUCUGGCAUCAAACUCGAAGUGAACGAGCGGAUUCUGAACUCCUGCACGGACCUCAUGAAGGCCAUUAGACUUCUUGUAAUGACAUCCACGAACUUACAGAAGGAAAUAGUAGAGAGUGGCCGGGGGGCAGCAACAACUCAGGAGUUUUACGCCAAGAACUCGCGCUGGACUGAAGGGCUGAUCUCUGCCUCCAAGGCGGUGGGCUGGGGAGCCACGCAGCUCGUAGAAUCAGCAGACAGAGUUGUCCUGCACACAGGCAAAUACGAAGAACUGAUCGUCUGCUCCCAUGAAAUCGCUGCCAGCACGGCUCAGCUGGUAGCUGCCUCCAAGGUGAAAGCCGAGAAGAGCAGCAGAAACUUGGGCAAGCUCCAGGAGUGCUCACGCAACGUCAACGAGAUGGCUGCCAACGUGGUGGCUUCCACCAGGACAGGGCAGGAGCAGAUCGAGGAGAAAGACACCAUGGACUUUUCAGGCAUGUCCCUCAUCAAGCUGAAGAAGGAAGAAAUGGAGACACAGGUGAAGGUGCUGGAGCUGGAGAAGUGUCUGGAGGGCGAGCGGGUGCGCCUAGGUGAGCUGAGGAAGCAGCACUACGCCUUGGCUGGCGCCUACGACGCGGCGGAGGACGGGGAGGCCAGGCCGGCGCCGGCCCCCAGGCGAGGCAUCCUCAAGAAGCCAGCCCUGGCCCAGAAACCCGGCCACGUCCUGGGGCCGGACAGGGAGGUAGGGCCCUCAGAAGGGGGACACGGGGCUGGGGCCACAUUUGUGCCGUGAUCUUUGGCUUUGUCCCCUCUCGUUGCAGCCCGAGCAAGACACCAGCCUGCACCGGGCGCACGCUGUCAACUUCUAGUGGGACUGAGGGGACGGAGCUGGGGCCCAGCCCCGGGCUGGGGGCAGCCACAGCAACGCUCUUAUGUCUGUGUUUUAAACAGAUCGCCUUGCCUCUGCACUGGUGUGCCUUCGUGUGCGGGGGGUCUCCUCCCUGCCUGGCCUCAGAAACUGGAUUUUUUUUUUUUUUUAAAUUGACUUUUUUUUUUUUUUCACUCAAUUCCUCUCAGUAGAGUUGUUGGGGUCCUGCAGCUCCCCAAGCAGUGCAGGAUGCCGUCCUUGUGGCCUGCUGAGCAGCUCGCCCAGUUUAAUUUAAUUUGGGAUUCUUUUGGGUUGAUUUUUAUUUUUUAUCAGCACUAGACAUUUUCAGUAAAUGUAGCGCUCUACUGUACUGCUUAGACCCUUUCAAAGAACUGUGAAAUGUUUUUAAAGUAGGAAAUUGCUGGGCUUUUCUUGCAACUGUUUUUUUAAAUUCCCCUUUUUCAGGAAUAAUUUGACUUUGUUUUAGCGUGGGAUCAGCUCUCAGCAGAGAAGGGGAAUUUAGCUUUAACAGGCGUGAGGAACGUUUUGUAAGGGAAAAAGCAGGUAUUGACACACUGGCAAUAAGGAUACAAACAUUUUUAUUUCCUUUUCUAUUUUUUAUUACUAGAGCAACAGCAGGGGAUCAGUUGCAUUAUGUUUUAUAUGUAAGAUAAUUAGCAGAAUUAAACCUAACUGUGGCCUGUGGGAGCCAGGGGACAUUAAACGUGGCGAAGUCUGCAGCAAUAAGGAAACACUGAUGGGAAGCGAUGGGGGGCAGAGGAAACGUAAUCAGCUGUAUCUUCUCUUUGAACUACUACCACGAUGUAGAUUAUUAAAGCAGCAAUAUUUAAAUGAGGUGUGGUGCUUGGGCAGCAGCUGGGGUUGGCACUAAAGGGGUGCUCCAGCAGGUGCCAAAUUGCAGGGCAGCGCUCGCUGAGGUGCCUGCUGGUGGGGAAAUGCCUCGGAGGCGUUCAGUGAUGGUGCAUGGGUGGGAUGGGUGGGACAUGGCUGUGAGCUGCCCCUCUGGGCACACCUGGGCAGGAACAAGACACCGUGAAGGGUUUUGAGCCAUGGUGGCUUUGUGGCGGACCAUACGUGUGAUGAAAGCUGUGGCUGGAGGCACAGGGCCGGGCACCUGCACCCAGGGCUUGCUGCCGGCUGCAGGGCACCCGCCCAAAGUCAACAGGGAAGUUUUUGGCAAACCUAAGGGUUACUGACAAUUUAUUUGAAAUUGCUUCCGCUUUCUUCAGCCCCGGGAGGACAGGAAGGAGAUGUUUCAAGGAAUCUCAUUUAUUCUGCAGGGCUGAGUUUCACUUCAGCUCCUGGCGCAGCUCAGAUGCACCAGUGAAUGUGGAUACCUGAAGCAAAGACACCCACGCGAGGGUGAGCACAGCACCCAUGUAGAUAAGAGGAGCACCUUGAGGGGCCCUUUAAAAAAAUAAUUAUCUAGAGUCAACAUUUUCAUCCAGUUCCUCAUGACACUAAGACAAUUAUGAUAAAAUUUCAUACAAGCCCCAGUACAAAGCAUGUAGUUCACAUGAUUAACAAUAGGCUGUAAACGUGUUUGUUAAAAUUACAGCUUGCUAUAUCUAAAGAAUGAAACCUUUACAAGGCGUUUUAUUAUUCAAUGUUGUAGCCGCCUCUUGAAGACCUGAGCUUUCUGAGGUCGCACAUCACAAAACAGAUGUUACCAGGUUAUGAACAACCAACCCUGGCAGCGUGGUGAGCUGCAAUUCUCAUUUCCCAACCCAUCAUACCCAAAAAGAAGAGAGCCCAUAUCUUGAAAACGGGCUUUGGUCUUAAAUACUGGUGUCACUGGGCAAGACAAGCAGCUAGCUGAAUCCUGCAAGCUACAGCGAGUGCUUCUCCAGCCCGACAAGGCGCAUCGUUCCUUGGAAGGCAAGGAGAACCUUUUAUCUGGGGCAGCACUGGAGGAGAGGCUUUAAUUUAUUGGGUGACCAAUAAAUACCACACCGUGCUGUCACGUUACAGCAAUGACCGUGGCCAGCCCCGUACUUCUAAGUUCCGUUUCUUUCUGAAACCCUUUCUCUUCACACAAGGAAGUGCUUGCUGCAGUAGCUUGCAGUCUAUUUAUAGGCGGUGAUAAAGCUGUAUUUGCUGGGAGACUGACGUCAUCCUGACCACUCACACCAGCACAUCUCAUAAUGGAAAUAUUGAUUAAUCAAGAAUGCUAACUUUUAAAUUGUGCUACCGUAAAUCUAGCCACAGCUCUAUUUAAAGUUUAAAGAAUUCAAAAGCAAAGUGAUAUUGGCUUUAAAAGCAGUCCUAUGGGUGAAUGGAACUUGUUCAACAACACUGCUGUUUCAUUAUGAUUUACUUAAAUCAAUACUUGCAGAGGCUGCAGGUAAAGUGACCCUUGCAAGCAUGUACAAAGUCAAAAAAAAAUAACAGCAGAAACCAGCCCCAAAUGCCACUUAAAACAUAACUUAUAUUCUAAAGUAGUUUUAUAUCAAAAUUAAGCUUGUUGUCCAUUCUAAGACUUCCUCAAUUGCCAUACUUUUUGGAAAGUAUGUGCUAGUCAUAGCAGCCAUUAAAAAAAUAAACCACACCACAAAACGUCUA
Messenger RNA from Cygnus atratus (black swan), 5970 nucleotides. RefSeq names its product huntingtin interacting protein 1 related (gene HIP1R). The record is from RefSeq and is a predicted model, not a curated record. Lineage: Eukaryota; Metazoa; Chordata; Aves; Anseriformes; Anatidae. The coding region runs from base 112 to 3312 and encodes 1066 amino acids. Gene Ontology annotation, biological process: clathrin coat assembly; actin filament organization; endocytosis. Gene Ontology annotation, molecular function: actin filament binding; phosphatidylinositol-3,4-bisphosphate binding; phosphatidylinositol-3,5-bisphosphate binding. Gene Ontology annotation, cellular component: actin cortical patch; clathrin-coated vesicle. The transcript is spliced from 30 exons.